This is a messenger RNA of Protopolystoma xenopodis, 423 nucleotides long. NCBI's taxonomy places the organism in Eukaryota, Metazoa, Platyhelminthes, Monogenea, Polystomatidea, Polystomatidae. The record is from the annotation of a GenBank genome assembly.
GUCAAGAAAUCUAAGUCUAUAAUCUCACAUCGGCAAUCAGAUUCAACUAAGUCAACCGACCUUCUGGACUCCAUUACUGGUCUCUCGACAAACGAUACAAUAGUUACCGAGACGGAUUACACGUCAAUCAAGCGAGCGACAUGCGAUGCAGCAGCCACUUCAGCUGCCGGAGAGGAAUCGGAAGACGAGGAAGAGCGUAAGAUUCGUCUCCGUCCUAUGCCCGCCAGCAGGAAGCGUGCUCUCCUCGAAAGAUUUCAGCGCGAAAAACAAAAACGCCGAAAGACAACUGGUAGUUCUGAUGACCCUGGCAGUGCUGGUGAUGUCACAAACGGGGAGCAUCAUAUGGGACCUGAUGCUGGCAUAAUCGAGGACACAGACCCCCAAAAUCCUGUCGAAUCCGGUCAGUUCUAUCAGAUAUCGUAA